Messenger RNA from Trichosurus vulpecula (common brushtail), 948 nucleotides. Its product is annotated as olfactory receptor 12-like. Gene Ontology annotation, biological process: sensory perception of smell; G protein-coupled receptor signaling pathway. The record is from RefSeq and is a predicted model, not a curated record. Gene Ontology annotation, cellular component: membrane. Bases 1 to 948 code for a protein of 315 amino acids. Gene Ontology annotation, molecular function: odorant binding; G protein-coupled receptor activity; olfactory receptor activity. The transcript has a single exon. NCBI's taxonomy places the organism in Eukaryota, Metazoa, Chordata, Mammalia, Diprotodontia, Phalangeridae.
AUGAAGAGUGGAGUCCCUGGCAAUUUCUCCAUUGUGACAGAGUUUAUUCUCCUAGGAUUCAGAGUUCCCCCAGAAUUCCAGAUCAUCCUCUUCUUGGUCUUCUUGCUCAUCUAUAUGGUCAUACUGGUGGGGAACACUGGAAUGACAGUCCUCAUUAAGAUAGACUCGCAGCUGCAUACUCCAAUGUAUUUCUUCCUUAGAAACUUGUCCUAUUUAGACCUUUGCUACUCAACUGUCAUUGCCCCCAAAACUUUGACAAAUUUCUUAUCCACAAGAAAGACAAUUUCUUAUAAUGCCUGUGCCACUCAGUUUUUCUUCUUUGCUCUCUUUGUCACAGCUGAAGCCUUUCUUCUGGCUGUGAUGGCCUAUGACCGCUUCACAGCCAUCUGCUCCCCACUUCUCUAUCCUGUGCGCAUGUCCCAGCAGGUGUGUAUCCAGCUUGUGGCUGGUUCCUACUUUUGUGGGUGCAUCAAUUCCAUGGUUCACACUGGCUUCACCUUCAGUUUACAGUUUUGUGGGGAGAACAGAAUUGAUCACUUCUUCUGUGAUGUUUCAGCCCUGAUCAAGAUCUCCUGUGUGGAUACCUUUGUAAAUAAGAUUGUGCUGUUUAUACUUUCUGCAGUCAUCAUUAUAACCACGAGCCUGGUGAUCCUGGUCUCCUAUUCUUACAUCCUCACCACUGUCCUGAAGAUCCCCUCAACUCAGGGCAGACGCAAAACUUUCUCCACCUGUGGGUCUCACAUUGCUGUGGUGAGUUUGUUCUAUGGGACAGUGUUCUUCAUGUAUGCACAGCCUGGGGCCCUCUCAUCUCCAGAGAAAAGCAAGGUCGUAGCUAUAUUCUACACACUUGUCAUCCCCAUGUUCAACCCUCUGAUCUAUAGCCUGAGGAAUAGGGAUGUGAAGGAGUCUGUGAAAAGAAUCAUGGGUAAGAAAAGGUCCUCUCAGUGA